UCUCUCUCACUGCCUCACCAUGCUCAUUGCCAAGAAGGUCCGCGCUGGUAUCUACAAGAAGCUGUUCCAGGACGGCGUCUGCGUCGUCAAGAAGGACACGGCCCUCCCAAGCACCCGCGCAUGGCGGCGACCAACCUGGAGGUCAUGAACACGAUGAAGUCGCUGAAGUCGCGCGGCUUUGUCCGUGAGACGUACGCGUGGCAGUACUCGUACUACUUCCUCACCGACGAGGGCCUCGACUACAUCCGUGAGUUCCUUCACCUCCCGGCCACCAUCAUCCCGGCCACCCUCAAGAAGACCCAGCAGUCGCAGGUCCGCAAUGCCGGCGGCCGCGAUGACCGCCGUGGUGGCCGCGGCGACCGCCGCUCCCGCGACCGCGACUCGUUCCGCGGUGAGGGCAAGGACAAGAAGACCUCGGGCUUCGACUCCAAGUCGGCCACCUUCCAUGGUGCCCGCGGCGCCGGCCGUGGCGCUGGCCGUGGUGCCCCGCGCUCCUGA
Thecamonas trahens ATCC 50062 is the source of this 498-nucleotide messenger RNA. RefSeq lists its product as uncharacterized. Bases 121 to 498 code for a protein of 125 amino acids. The record is from RefSeq and is a predicted model, not a curated record. The transcript has 2 exons. Gene Ontology annotation, cellular component: cytosolic small ribosomal subunit. Gene Ontology annotation, molecular function: structural constituent of ribosome; RNA binding. NCBI's taxonomy places the organism in Eukaryota, Apusomonadida, Apusomonadidae.